Messenger RNA from Aspergillus homomorphus CBS 101889, 413 nucleotides. RefSeq lists its product as uncharacterized. The transcript has a single exon. The record is from RefSeq and is a predicted model, not a curated record. Bases 151 to 357 code for a protein of 68 amino acids. Lineage: Eukaryota; Fungi; Ascomycota; Eurotiomycetes; Eurotiales; Aspergillaceae.
UUUUUUUUCCCUAUUUGCCUUGGAUUGCAUCACUUUAAUCUGAGUUGGCGCCCAAUCCCGUUGCAUCCCUCCUCCAUCUCCGAGGCUGGCCCCAAUCUUCCCCCCUCCUCACCCGUGUUGGUCUGCAGCUAGGUUGUUUCUCCAACCGCCAUGCAUCUCACUGCCGGCAUUCCCCUCAAUACCCCAGCUGUGAUGAUUCAAUCAUCCUUUGAGCCUUGUCCACCAGUCAAUUAUGGGUUCUUUUUGUUUUUGUCUGGUAUUUUUUUUUUCUUUGUGAGCUUGAUUGAUCAUUCUCUCUUUUCUUUUUUCGUUUUCAAUAUUCCGUGUACGAUGCUGUCACUCUCGUUUGGUAUUUGAUGAACAAGCAAAGCCUUGGCCCUGUCAUACUUCCUGAUUUUCCUCCGGGGAAAGGU